AUGUUUCAAGCAAGACGCAUUGCUUCUCAAUUCAUUGCUCAGGAACAACGAGAAGGUGUUGGAGCGACCGUACGACGGUCAUUGGGUUCCCAACAGCUCCGCAAUCUUGACCCGUUUCUCAUGCUGGAUGAAUUUAAUGUCGGACUGCCCGGCGGGUUUCCUGACCAUCCACACAGAGGAUUUGAGACUGUAACGUACAUGCUGCCAACCUCCGAAGGCCAUAUGCGCCACGAGGACUUUUUAGGUAAUAAAGGUGAGCUUCGACCGGGAGAUUUGCAGUGGAUGACUCCAGGAAAGGGAAUUUUGCAUGCUGAGAUGCCCGGGAAUGAGGAAAAGGCUCAUGGUUUGCAGCUAUGGAUUAAUUUGCCAAAAGCUAAGAAGAUUAUGGAGCCACGAUACCAAGAAAUCAGUCGGGAAUCAGUACCCCACGUGUGGGACGAUUCUAAGAAGGUGGAGGCCAUUGUGUUUGCUGGAGAGGUGUUUGGGCAGAAAGGACCGAUUGAGACUGAAGCGCCCGUAACGUACAUUCAUUUCCUCAUGAAGCAAGGAGCGGAGCUUAAGUACAAGAUACCGGAUGGUCAUAAUGCGUUCAUGUAUACACUCAAAGGUACUGGCAAGUGUGCUGGUACUAUAAUUGAGUCGCACCAUGCUAUCGUUUUGGAAAAAGAAGGAAAUGGCGUGCAUGUGACGACAGAUGAUAAAGAAUGUCUAGAGUUUGUUGUCAUCAGUGGUCAACCCUUGAAUGAGAAAGUGGUGCAGUACGGUCCCUUUGUCAUGAGUUCGGAGGCUGAGAUCCAGCAGACCAUUCAUGACUACCAAAGCGGGUCGAAUGGUUUUGAGAAUGCGCCACAGUGGACGUCAAAGAUCGGCAAUCGCCGCUAA
Peronospora belbahrii is the source of this 882-nucleotide messenger RNA. Lineage: Eukaryota; Oomycota; Peronosporomycetes; Peronosporales; Peronosporaceae. The record is from the annotation of a GenBank genome assembly.